AUGGCGGCAUUACAAUCCAUCAUUCUUUUCAUUUGUCUCUGCGUUCAAGGUAUUUCCUCUCAAGAAAUUGUCAAUGGACAAAUUUAUACUCCUGGUAUCGCGAUAGUCGAUGCGCCGCAACCAAAUACACCACUUGGAGGGGAUUUCCUACAAGUUGCGCUAGAUGUCACCUCAGAUGGACAGCUUCAACUUCCACCCUAUCCGAAGAACGCUGUCUCGGAGAUCUAUAAUAUCACCAUGUUUCUCUCCAGUUAUACUACAGGGAAAAACUUUACAAUCUCAAAUGGAACCGCGACAGCAGGAAAUGCGAGCUUAGGUGAGAUCAUGGCUCAAGAAUCAAGUAGCACAGUCAAACAUGUAAAUUGGGUUUGGCCGGAUUGUCUUGUUGGUGAUGGCACAUCAGAUAAAAACACUGCAAGGGGGGCAUAUAAUAUUUCCAUCCGUCAAAAUUUCCGAUUGAAUGGAACUGAUCAGUACACAAUUUUCGACCUACCAAUUCAAGUCACCAACUCUAUACCUGAGCAAAGUGAUAGACCUUCUUGUGAUUCGAUCAACAAUGAUUUGAUUCCCUGGGCCACAUUAAACGCGUCGGCAAAUAGUUUUACUCGUAUUGCAGGAACGGGCAUACAAACUACUGGCUCGUCGCAGAAUGGGAUUGGUGCCGGAAGCUCUAUCGAUUGGAGAACUGGUGUACAUUAUAUAUGGAUGGGAAGUCUGGUUAUGAUGUUCGCGCUAUAA
Molecule: messenger RNA, 738 nt
Organism: Botrytis byssoidea
Lineage: Eukaryota; Fungi; Ascomycota; Leotiomycetes; Helotiales; Sclerotiniaceae
Exons: 3
Coding region: 1-738 (245 amino acids)
Source: RefSeq, a predicted model, not a curated record